AGCGGGCGUGGGGCGCCCUCGUCGAGAGCCAUGGGCGCGGCGCGGUGCCGGGCCGGGGUGCGGCGCGGCCCGGAGGCGCGGGGGCCCGGGGCGCGGGGCCGGGGCCGCCUGUAGCCGGCACCGAGGGCGCGGGCCCGGGGAUGAGGGCGCCCGCGGCGGGGAGCCCGUCUGCGCGCCGCGGCGCCGUCCCGCUCAGCGAGCGAGCCCUAGCAAGCAGACGCGCGGCCGGCGGUCGGGGGGCGCGCCGCCUCCCGGCCCCAAAAAUGUGAAGCGGGGAGGGCGGAGACGCAGAGACGGCCGGGCUGGGCGCCCUCGCCGCCCUCCGGCAGCCGCGCUGUUCGGCUUCCCCGCCCGCCGAGGCCGCGCCGACCCCGCGGGCCGCCGCCGGAGCAGCGAAGCCGCCGAGCCCCCGCGCCCCCCGACCCCCGCCUCCCUCGGACCCGGCUUCGGCCCGCAGCGGGUUCGCGGCCCGGACGCGGCGGGAGCAGGGCCCGGGACGGUGCGUCCGGCCUCGCCCGCGGCUUCUCGCCCAGACAAGUUUGAACAAUGAUCACAGUCAACCCCGAUGGGAAGAUAAUGGUCAGAAGAUGCCUGGUCACCCUGAGACCCUUUCGGCUCUUCGUCCUGGGCAUCGGCUUCUUCUCACUCUGCUUCCUGAUGACGUCUCUGGGAGGCCAGCUCUCGGCCCGGCGCCCUGGGGACUCCCCCUUCACCAUCCGCACAGAAGUGCUGGGAGGGCCGGAGUCGCGCGGCGUCCUGCGCAGGAUGAGCGAGCUGCUGGAGCUCAUGGCGAAGCGCAUGGACGCGCUGGCCCGGCUGGAGAACGGCAGUGAGCCGCACCGGGCUGCCGGCCACGGGCGCUUGGCUGCGGACAGGUUUCCCCCUGGGGCUGGCCUCAUGGAGCGGAUCCAGGCCAUUGCCCAGAACGUGUCGGACAUCGCUGCGAAGGUGGACCAGAUCCUGCGUCACAGCCUGGUCCUGCACAGCAAGGUGUCUGAAGGCCGGCGGGACCAGUGUGAGGCACCCAGUGACCCCAAGUUCCCUGACUGCUCAGGGAAGGUGGAGUGGAUGCGUGCCCGCUGGACCUCUGACCCCUGCUAUGCCUUCUUCGGGGUGGACGGCACCGAGUGCUCCUUCCUCAUCUACCUCAGUGAGGUUGAGUGGUUCUGCCCCCCGCUGCCCUGGAGGAACCAGACAGCCGCCCAGAUGGCCCCCAAGCCCCUCCCCAAAGUCCAGGCAGUUUUCCGGAGCAACCUGUCCCACCUCCUGGAGCUGAUGGGCAGUGGGAAGGAGUCUCUAAUCUUCAUGAAGAAACGGACCAAGCGGCUCACGGCCCAGUGGGCACUGGCUGCCCAGCGGCUGGCACGGAAGCUGGGAAGCGUCUGGAGGGACCAGAAGCAGAUCCUUGUUCACAUUGGCUUCCUGACGGAGGAGUCUGGAGAUGUGUUCAGCCCAAGAGUGCUAAAGGGUGGGCCACUGGGAGAGAUGGUGCAGUGGGCAGACAUCUUGGCCACGCUCUACGUCCUGGGCCAUGGCCUGCGGAUCACAGUGUCCCUAAAGGAGCUGCAGAGUAACUUAGGGGUGCCGCCAGGCCGGGGGAACUGCCCGCUCACCAUGCCCCUGCCUUUCGACCUCAUCUACACCGACUACCACGGCCUACAGCAGAUGAAGCAGCACAUGGGACUGUCCUUCAAGAAGUACCGGUGCCGAAUCCGGGUCAUUGACACCUUCGGGACAGAGCCUGCAUACAACCACGAGGAGUACGCCACGCUGCACGGCUACCGGACCAACUGGGGCUACUGGAACCUCAACCCCAAGCAGUUCAUGACCAUGUUCCCUCACACCCCGGACAACUCCUUCAUGGGUUUCGUGUCCGAGGAGCUCAAUGAGACGGAGAAGCAGCUCAUCAAAGGCGGCAAGGCCAGCAACAUGGCCGUGGUGUAUGGCAAGGAAGCGAGUAUCUGGAAGCUCCAGGGGAAGGAGAAGUUCCUGGGCAUCCUGAACAAGUACAUGGAAAUCCACGGCACCGUGUACUAUGAGAGCCAGCGACCCCCUGAGGUCCCCGCCUUCGUGAAGAACCACGGUCUCCUGCCACAGCCCGAGUUCCAGCAACUGCUGCGCAAGGCCAAACUCUUCAUAGGCUUCGGCUUCCCUUAUGAGGGCCCCGCGCCCCUGGAGGCCAUCGCCAACGGCUGUGUCUUCCUCCAGUCCCGCUUCAGCCCACCCCACAGCUCCCUCAACCACGAGUUCUUCCGAGGCAAGCCCACCUCCAGAGAGGUGUUCUCCCAGCACCCCUAUGCAGAGAACUUCAUUGGCAAGCCCCACGUGUGGACUGUCGACUACAAUAACUCAGAGGAGUUCGAAGCAGCCAUCAAGGCCAUCAUGAGAACGCAGGUAGACCCCUACCUGCCCUACGAGUACACCUGUGAGGGGAUGCUGGAACGAAUCCAUGCCUACAUACAGCACCAAGACUUCUGUGCAGCCUCAGGGCCUGCCCCAGCAGUGGCCCAAGCCCCACCCAGCCCCUUCGUUCUGGCCCCCAACGCCACCCAUCUGGAGUGGGCCCAGAAUGCCAGCUUGGCCCCCGGGGCCUGGCCCCCGGCACACUCCCUCCGGGCCUGGCUGGCCGCUGCUGGGAGGGCGUGCACGGACGCGUGCCUGGACCACGGGCUGAUUUGCGAGCCGUCCUUCUUCCCCUUCCUCAACAGCCAGGACGCCUUCCAGAAGCUGCAGGUGCCCUGUGACAGCACCGAGUCGGAGAUGAACCACCUGUACCCGGCCUUCGCCCAGCCCGGCCGCGAGUGCUUCCUGCAGAAGGAGCCCCUGCUCUUCAGCUGUGCGGGGUCCAGCACCAAGUACCACCGGCUGUGUCCCUGCCGAGACUUCCGCAAGGGCCAGGUGGCCUUGUGCCGGGACUGUCUGUGAGGCCGCCCGCCCGCCCGGCUCCCGGCCACAGGAGGAAGCACCAGCAGAUUCUGAGCUCCAGCGACGGGCCCUCCCCACUACACCCCGGCGCUGGGGCUUCCUUCCAUGGCCAGGAAGCGGGCAGAGCAGACUCAUGCACGGGGUUAGGGGCGGGUUGCGUGCCCACCCCAGGCAGGCUCCUUGACAUCGUCCGGGGACUCGUGGCAGCGUCGUGGCCAGGCAGCUGUGGGAUUGGUCAGAGAGCCCUGGGGCAGGAGCAGGUGGUCGGAGGCCAAUUCUGGACCAGACUGAGGGCCCUGGGGAUGGGGACUCAGAAUGUCCGUGGAGGGAGCAGGGGCGAGGUGCCCGAUGGCUCACCGAAGGGUCCGGGGGGCGGGGAGUGAUGCGUGGGGGUCAGUCUUGUCCCUCUGUGGUUGUUCGGGUAUGGACAAAAGGGACAGGGACUGGAGGACCCUCUCAGCCCCACCCCUCCUGCCUUUGCAGUCUGCCCCUCCUUUCUAUACUUGGGGGGGCACAGUGGGAGUGGGGGCCACCUAGCCCCUGGGUUGAACUCUUUUCCUCCCCUGCUUGGUCCAGCUCUCUCCACUCGGGCUCCUCCCGAAACUCAUCUUGGCAUGACUGCAAUUCCAGGAUUUGUCCCCAGAACCUCCGUCCCUGCCCCAGCAGGCUCUGGACGCUGCCCCCAUCCCCCCAGGUGUCUCGUGUAGGCAAAGGCUUGGGAUGGAGCUUCGGCCCCAUGGCCCACCCAGCCCAGCUCCUGGCGUCCCAGACCCACUAGCCCCCAGGUAGCCCCCACCCCCUCGAUGCUGCCCGUCCCCACCUCCAGCUUCCUCCAGCCUCAAACAGUCAUCUCUGUGUGGCAUGCCUGCCCCGGCCCCAGGAUGCCCCCCUCCCCUCCUCCCCAUGCCCAGAGCCCUGCCUGAUUCAGCGGGUCAGGCCUUCAGAGACACUGCCACCCCAUCUCGUUUUAUAAUCCCACCCGCCCUCACCAGGCAACCCCCUCCCCCAGGCCUGCCCCUCCACCCUGCCAGGGAGGCAGCGCAGGCCCUGAGAACUGGGAGAGGGGAGCCAGCCCUCGCAGGGCUGAGGCGGGGACCCUCCCACCCAAGACCCCUCUCUGGGCCUGGGUGGCCCCUUCGGCCGCAGAAACUCAGUGGUCACCAAGGACCUGACCUGUUGGGGGAAAGCAAUAGAGACACUCUUUUCUCUCUCUCUUUUUUUAAAGAUUUAUUUCUUGAAAUAAUAAAUAUUUUAUUGGGAUGUGA
This is a messenger RNA of Lutra lutra (Eurasian river otter), 4190 nucleotides long. RefSeq names its product alpha-1,6-mannosylglycoprotein 6-beta-N-acetylglucosaminyltransferase B (gene MGAT5B). The transcript has 18 exons. Gene Ontology annotation, cellular component: Golgi apparatus. Bases 547 to 2925 code for a protein of 792 amino acids. Lineage: Eukaryota; Metazoa; Chordata; Mammalia; Carnivora; Mustelidae. The record is from RefSeq and is a predicted model, not a curated record. Gene Ontology annotation, biological process: protein N-linked glycosylation. Gene Ontology annotation, molecular function: alpha-1,6-mannosylglycoprotein 6-beta-N-acetylglucosaminyltransferase activity.